AUGCCUUCUAGAGAAGCCUUUGACCUAUACACUUAUGACGAUGCUCCUCCGAGAAAAAAGAGAGCGAACAGGCGGCAUCCUGGGGAGGGCAGUAGUGAACCCUUCAACAAGAAGGCUCGAGCAGAGGAUCCUCCAACACCUCCUGCUACACCCACCCCUACUAGGAAUACGACACCUCCUCCUCCUCGCAAUAGCCUUCCUCCCGAGCAAGCAAGGCAACCUUCAACCAAAGACCUGUUGAGUGUCGCCUACAACACCACUCAUGAGAAGCUACAAAGGCUUUCAAGGCAUCGUCGUAGCCAGGAGGCCUUCUCGCAACUUCCUCCGCUACCGCACAACCAGGGUAUCCUCACAAUGGGGCAUGGCUGGCGCCGAGCUGAGGAGUUCGAGGCUAAAUUUUUCGAGGAGGUCAAGGCAGUCGAGGCCAGAUAUGCCGAGCAGCAGAAAGCGGGCGAGGAGAAAAAUGCUAGCUUGAGCGAGGAGCUGAGGAAACACCAGGAGGCAUUUGUUAAAAUCACCGAUGCCAAGGAGAAGUGUAAGGAGGCUUCAGUGUUGAAUUUUAAAGAGGCCUCCAAACUUCAGGAUGACCUGGUGAUCAACAGGAAAGAAACCGCCGAGCAGAAGGAGCGCGCUAAACGACUCGACGAAACCAAUGCUCGCAACCUAGAGAAAUACAAGGGAGCGGCGUUCAAAUGCUUCUACCUGUUCUUGAAGAGCAUCCAGGGGUGA
Humulus lupulus (European hop) is the source of this 729-nucleotide messenger RNA. RefSeq lists its product as uncharacterized. The transcript is spliced from 2 exons. The record is from RefSeq and is a predicted model, not a curated record. NCBI's taxonomy places the organism in Eukaryota, Viridiplantae, Streptophyta, Magnoliopsida, Rosales, Cannabaceae. Bases 1 to 729 code for a protein of 242 amino acids.